AUGCAAUCAUCUGACAUACUUUUUUUUAAUGGUAUAGAAGAAACAGUAGAUUCCUUAGCACACGAGUCUCAGCGACAAAAGAAAAAGAAAAAAGCUUGCGAUAUGAAAACUACAUGCAUCACAAUCUUGUUUUGGCCCCUCUCCAUGCUAUUAUUAUCAGAUGAAAGCCAGUCUUCUAGAACAGAAGUCAAAUAUAAUUUCACUGAAAUGAAUUAUUCUUUGAUUCCAGUGGAUAUCAAUAAAAAUGUUACUAUACUUGAUCUCAGUUAUAACCAAAUUACUCUGAAUGUUACAGACACAACGGUUCUACAGAUGUAUUUUUUACUCACUGAACUCUAUUUGAUUGAGAACAAUAUCAUUAUGUUAUAUAAUAACAGCUUUGGUAACCUCUCCAACCUAGAAAUUUUAAAUAUGUGUACAAACUCCAUCCACAUAAUUCAACAGGGUGCAUUCACAGGCUUAAAUAAACUAAAACAGUUACAUCUCUGUCAAAACAAAAUACUUCAGCUGAAUCCUGAUAUAUUUUUACCUCUAAAACACCUAAUACUUCUGAAUCUGCAAGGCAAUUUGAUAAGCUAUUUUGAUGUACCACUAAUGUUUCAUCUGGAAUUAAUAAUUUUAUAUGGAAAUCCAUGGAACUGCUCUUGUAGUCUGCUGAAUUUACAGAACUGGUUGAACACCUCAAAUGUGACACUAGAAAAUGAGAACAUCACCACGUGUGAAUACCCAGAUAGCCUGAAACGCUACCGUAUCACAACAGUACCUUACAAUGCCAAAUGCUACUCAAAAUUUUCUCCACUUAUCUAUGAAGAUCUUCAUAGCCAUUUUCAGUCCAUUACCAACUCAACAUUUAAUAGCUCUUUGAACAACUUAAAAAAUUCAGAACAUAAACUUGGAAAAAGCUGGGCUUUUCUUGUCGGUGUGGUAGUCACUGUACUGAUGACUUCAUUCCUCAUUUUUAUUGCUAUCAAAUGCCCAAUAUGGUAUAAUUUUCUGCUUAGUUACAAUCAUCAUCGCCUGGAAGAGCAUGAAGCAGAAACCUAUGAAGACUGUUUUACUGGAAAUUCAAGUUCUCUUUCACAGGCCCCACAUACAAACUCUGAAGAAGCUACAGUAAUAUAUGAACAACAUUCAUUUGUAUUAGAUGACGAUGGGUUUAUUGAAGACAAAUAUAUAGAUACUCAUGAAUUACGUGAAGAAAAUUAA
This is a messenger RNA of Suricata suricatta (meerkat), 1206 nucleotides long. It is a transcript of the gene LRRC19, whose product is annotated as leucine rich repeat containing 19. Gene Ontology annotation, molecular function: signaling receptor activity; protein binding. Gene Ontology annotation, biological process: interleukin-8 production; positive regulation of non-canonical NF-kappaB signal transduction. NCBI's taxonomy places the organism in Eukaryota, Metazoa, Chordata, Mammalia, Carnivora, Herpestidae. Gene Ontology annotation, cellular component: plasma membrane. The coding region runs from base 1 to 1206 and encodes 401 amino acids. The transcript is spliced from 6 exons. The record is from RefSeq and is a predicted model, not a curated record.